Molecule: messenger RNA, 3003 nt
Organism: Mauremys reevesii (Reeves's turtle)
Lineage: Eukaryota; Metazoa; Chordata; Testudines; Geoemydidae
Product: oocyte zinc finger protein XlCOF6-like
Exons: 7
Coding region: 100-2427 (775 amino acids)
Biological process (GO): regulation of transcription by RNA polymerase II
Cellular component (GO): nucleus
Molecular function (GO): RNA polymerase II transcription regulatory region sequence-specific DNA binding; DNA-binding transcription factor activity, RNA polymerase II-specific
Source: RefSeq, a predicted model, not a curated record
UCCAAGCGCGUGCACGGCCUCUCCCCCUCGCGGCCUGGCUCGUGCUCGCUGGGGCCGGGGAAACGGACGCCGCGUGCAGUCCCACCGCCCAGGCCCGCCAUGGGUCUCACGCCAAAGGCCCAGCCAGGGCCCUCGCGACUCCCCUCUCCCCCCAGCAAAUCAGCCUUAGCGACCGUUAUAGCCACCUCCCGCCACAAGGCGCCUCACAGCGUCUCCCUCCCACUCUCCCCCCGAGAGGCGCCUUCCCAAAGGGGCCGCCCUGACUCUUACUCGGGCUCCCGCAGCACAGACUCCACCGCGGCGGCCAUUUUGAACUUCCAAACUCCUUCGCUGCCGCUGGUGAGACGGGGCCGCAGCGCAUGCGCGAUGGGGCGCCAAGGGUCGAGGCGAGGAAACGCGCCACCUCGGCGACCCACCGGAAAUGAACCGCACCCUGCAGCGAGGGAACUUGUGUACUUGCACUUUCUGAAGAUGAAUGAAUUUAAAUAUAAAUACCAAUACAUUCCUUCCACAAACCUACAUUUACCUGAGGAGAUUACAACAUCCCGAUUGUAUGCCUCUGCAGCAGAGGGCUUUGAAGUCCAAAUUGCCAGCCUGGUGGAAAUGUUUUUGGUUGAAGUGUACAGGUGCAAACUUUGUCAGUUCACAAGCAGUAUCAAGAAUAAAAUCAGAACUCACAUGACUAAUAUUCACAAACAAGGUAGAAUUUGCCACAUUUCUGAGUGCCUUGAAAUAGGCCCAGAUCAAGAUGAAAAUUACUCUUACAGCAUAGGGGAUGAAAUCUGCCAAGAAAACAAAGAAAAUGAAGAAAACCUUGCAAAGAUGUCAUUUCUGUUGCCUAUGUACCAGAUGCUUCAUAACAUGAGCCCUGAAUGCUGUGAUGUGAGCCUGGGGAGUCACGGUGAUCAUCCUAAUGUCUCUCCUUCUAGUAAGGUAAACACACUGUUUGAAGAAGAAGCAGGUCAGUUUCAGCUUGAGGAACCCUGCUCUGUGGUGCCUAAUCCCCUCUCAUAUUCCACAGACCCCAAUGAAUCUAAAAAAAGCAAAGAUGAGGAGGAAACCCAAUCUGAACAUCUCAUGUCACUUGGCCUGUGUCGCAUUUCCAGCAUUAAAACUCAAGCUUUAGAGGUAGAAGUGAAAACAACUAAAGUUGAAGUCAAACAAGAAAAUAGUAAAAUUAAGAAGGUCAGACCUGAAAACAGUGGCUUAGCUCAACCUUUGAAAGGUAUUUGCACCUUAAAACCAAGUGCUGAAAGAAUACAGCACUGCAACAUAUGUGACCAAGAACUGAAGUCAAAGGGUGCUUAUAAAAUCCAUGUUAAAUGUCAUCAUGGGGACGAGGGCUUCAAAUGUGUUUAUUGCAAUUGCUGCAUGAUGGAAUGGAACUUAAUGGAAAAUCAUUUAAAAACACACAAGCCAAUAAAAGAGAGCUACCAGUGUGUGAUUUGCAAGAGAGUUUUUAUGUCGCCAAGUGCAUGGAAAAUGCACAGGAACAACCAUCAUGGAAAACGUAAUCUCUUUCAAUGCACAAAGUGUUCAUCUCUUUAUGAAACAGAGCAAGUGAGAAAUCUGCACGUAUCUUGUCAUUAUGGUGACUUGUUUAAAUGUUUGCACUGUGAUUUUAUUGAGAGAGAGUGGAGCAAGGUCUACAAGCAUCUUCGUACCCACAACUACAGUUCCAAACCACAUCAAUGCACUGAAUGUGAAAGAUGGUUCUUCCAAAUAGCUGAGCUGAAAGAGCAUAUGGCAAAACACAAAACUCCCAGACCCUUCCUAUGUUCAUUAUGUGGCCAAGCAUUUAAAUAUAGACGUCAAAUGAGCAGGCAUCACAAACAUGUCCAUCAAAGACAGAAAGUGAAAGAGAUGAAGAAAAGAAAGAGAACUGAGAAUACUCUUGUGCGCUCGGAUACAAAAAGAACAAUUAGAACGAGAAAAAACUCAAAUGAAUUUGUCUGCAGCAUCUGCAACAGGAAGUGUUCUUCAAAACUGUCUCUACAGAGACACAUGGGAAUACAUGCUGGCAUCAAACCCUUUCAUUGCCAGCACUGCGAGUACAAAACUAGGCUAAAGGCCUCAUUGAUACAGCAUAUGCGCAUCCAUACUGGUGAGAAGCCUUUCAAGUGUGAAAUCUGCUCUUAUGCCUCAAUUGAUGCAAGCUCUCUGCGCAGACAUUUCAGGACUCACACAAGUGAGAGGCCCUACAAAUGCGAAGUGUGCUCAUACAGUUGCAUCCAGAAGAAGAGCCUGGACCUCCAUGUGCGACGACAUCACACUGGUGAGGCAUUUGGCUGUAGUUUUUGCUGCUAUUCUUCCCCUGACAAGCAACUCCUCCGGAAGCAUGUAAAGAAAUACCAUCUCUGUUCAGAAACCUCAUUAAUCAGCACCCAGCCCACCCCUAGCCUCAAACCAUUUCCAGUGGAGCAUUAGGUUCGUCAUGCUUAAAUGUGUACUAGAGCAGCUAAUCAAGCAGUAGGUCAGCCGGAAGAGAAGGAGAAAUUGAUCCAGUGAGGACGUUAAAAGGACUGGCAAAUGUGACUCAACCUGAGGCUCAAAGAGUGGUCCUUGCAGGAGGCUUCAUAUACACUGUAGUAUAUGCUAUAACUCUGGUUUUUCUGAGAGGAGCAUGGCAUGCUGUGAGUAAUGAAGUUUGUUUUACAUGAGGACUGAGUAUCUUGAUCCUGUUUUCUGACUACCUCAUGCUGACUUGUCCUUCAUUAGAAGUUAGGGAGUUUGACAGUUAAAGGGAUGAAUUUAUUGAAAUGCCAAUGUGGGUGCAUUGAAUUCUGCAAAUCGGUUCUUGGAUGUCAUCUUGCUCAUUUUAAAUAUAGGUACAUAUUUUUAAAUUAAGUAAAUGAUUGAAAGUGAAAUCUGCUGGUGCACUGGCUCUCAGAAUUAGUUAUAUUAGAAAAUAUAUCACUGCUCCCUGGCUAGUCUAUAAUAGAUUAUUAUAUGCAAUGUGUGUCUCAUCAGAAACUAGUCAAUGGUAAAAUUAAAAAUAUAGAC